AUGUUUGGGAAACAAGACAAAAUGGACGUUAGAUGCAGUUCAGAGACUGAAGCUAACCGGGUCUCGAAGAACGGACAUAAGGAGGGCAAGGAAAGCAAAGGGUCUGAAGGAAAUAUUUCUACUUCUUUUUUGAAGGAUCAGCAAGGGACUUUUUCUGCCUCUGCAGCUACGGAAGACUGUAAUAAAAGUAAAUCUAGUUCGGCUGAUCCCGACUAUUGCAGGAGGAUCCUAGUUAGAGAUGCCAAAGGUUCAAUCAGAGAGAUUAUUCUGCCUAAGGGGCUUGAUCUGGACCGUCCCAAGCGGACCCGCACCUCCUUCACGGCCGAGCAGCUCUACCGCCUGGAGAUGGAGUUCCAGCGCUGCCAGUACGUCGUGGGGCGGGAGCGCACCGAGCUCGCCCGCCAGCUCAAUCUCUCCGAGACUCAGGUCAAGGUCUGGUUCCAGAACCGGCGCACCAAGCAGAAAAAGGACCAGGGCAAGGACUCCGAGCUGCGGUCGGUGGUGUCCGAGACCGCCGCCACCUGCAGCGUCCUGCGGCUGCUGGAGCAAGGCCGGCUGCUCUCCCCGCCGGGGCUGCCCGGCCUCCUGCCGCCCUGCGCCGCCGGCGCGCUGGGCUCGGCGCUGCGCGGACCCGGCCUGGCUGCGGGCAGCGGCAGCGCGGCGGCGGCGGCGGCUCCCGCCGGCGGCUCCCCGCACCCGCCGGCCGCCAGCAGCGCGGCGGGGCCCCCCCCGCCGGCAGCGCUGCACGGAGCGGCCGCCGCCGGGCACGGGCUGUUCGGGCUGCCGGUGCCCGCGCUGCUGGGCUCGGUGGCCGGGCGGCUCUCCUCCGCGCCCCUGGCCGUGGCCGGCUCGCUGGCGGGCAACUUGCAGGAACUGUCGGCCCGCUACCUGAGCUCGUCCGCCUUCGAGCCCUACUCCCGGACCAACAAUAAAGAAAGCGCUGAGAAAAAAGCACUGGACUGA
Molecule: messenger RNA, 963 nt
Organism: Gavia stellata (red-throated loon)
Lineage: Eukaryota; Metazoa; Chordata; Aves; Gaviiformes; Gaviidae
Gene: VAX1
Product: ventral anterior homeobox 1
Exons: 3
Coding region: 1-963 (320 amino acids)
Biological process (GO): neuron differentiation; central nervous system development; brain development
Molecular function (GO): DNA-binding transcription factor activity, RNA polymerase II-specific; DNA binding
Source: RefSeq, a predicted model, not a curated record